Maylandia zebra (zebra mbuna) is the source of this 1096-nucleotide messenger RNA. The record is from RefSeq and is a predicted model, not a curated record. Lineage: Eukaryota; Metazoa; Chordata; Actinopteri; Cichliformes; Cichlidae.
AUGAAAAUUUUAUUCUUGAUUCUGAUUCAUAAUAUUCAUUUGGUUUCAGGUGUCUCACUCAGUGACCAGGUCCACCAGACUCCAGCUGAUAUGUGCAAAAACCCAAAUGAGACAGCCACACUCAGAUGUUUGCACACCAUUUCCACCUAUAACAGGAUCCUCUGGUACAAGCAGUCACAGGGUGGACAGUUACAGCUGCUGGGAUACAUGUGGGGAAGCCGUCCCACUCUAGAGGCCAAUGUGUCUGCAACCUUGGAUGGUAGUGCAGAUGAGAAUAAAAACUGCACCUUAACAAUUGAGAAACUCCAGCAGGACAGCAAUGCGGUGUACUUCUGUGCAGCUAACAACGGGGAGUACGAGGCUUAUUUCGGCGCUGGAACUAAACUGACCGUCUUAGGUAAGAUAAUCUGCAUUGAGCCACCAAAGGUGAAAGUGUUUAAACCUUCAACAAAGGAGUGUCAAAAUGAAAAACACAAGAAAAACAAGAAGACCUUGCUGUGUGUGGCCUCUGAUUUCUACCCGGACCAUGUGAAUGUGUCCUGGCAGAUUGAUGGGGUGGACGUCAAAGAUGGCAUCGCCACCGAUCACUCUGCCCACUGGAAUGGUACCCACUACCGCAUCACAAGCAGGCUGAGAGUCUUAUUUUCACAGUGGUUCAAACCAGGCAAGAAUUUCACCUGCACCGUCGACUUCUUUGAUGGGGAACAGACGGUUUCUCGUGUAGGCUGGGUCGCAGGCAUUCGAAAUCCAGGAGCUGCAGCAAUAAGAAACAAGUAUCUGAAGACCACCCACAAUGCCAAGCUGUCAUAUCUGGUUUUGAUCAUCAAGAGCAGCAUCUACGGACUCUUUGUGAUCAUCCUGGUGUGGAAACUUCAGGGGUUUUCAAGAAAACCAGAGAAAUGAGAGCUGAGCUGAACGACUGAGCUGCUUUCUGUGAAAACAAAAACAUUCACAGUAUCCUAAAGCUUUGCUUUCCAUUUGACUUUCUUCCAUUUAGUAUAUAAAUAAGUGGACAUCCUGUGCUGUUAUUAGUUAUUAUUCUGUUAGUUUGUGUAAGUGCUUUGUGCUCAGUUUGCUUCUUAAUAAAAGUACUCCU